UGCUUCCUCCUUCACGCCACGUGUUGACCCGUCACACGUCUUUUGGUUUAGUCUUUACAUCUCCAAGAUGUUUGUAAUUUUUUCGAUUCAAUGCCGGUUUAAGUCGGUUUUACAUCGGUAUUGCGAUUUGGGGAGCUUUACAGUUGGAACGAGUUCCUUUGCCGCCAAUAUGCUCUUUGAUAAUAAUAUAAAAACCAAUCUUACAGAUCAUUUUAUUCAUUAGAAAAAUGUGAUGAGACCUAUUCAAGCAACGUUGAGUCAAAAGCAUGACCUUUUCGUGACCAGGAACCUUCUCUCUUCUUUAUCUUUCCAGAUUGAAAUGUGUGUUUGCACGUUAAACCAAUCAUGGGAAUGAGUCCCACCCUCUAGGAAAGGUUUAUAAGAUUAAUAUCUCUCUGCGUAUAUUUUGUAAAAUCUCCAAGAAGAAGAAGCAGAGAGACCAUGGAGGAGUUUCAAGGUCCAGAACCAGGCUUCUGCGAGAAUCCUCGAUCCCUCGAGCUCAAUCAACGCAGAUGGUGGAUCUCUGUUUUCUUCUGCGGUUUCUUGAUCUUUGUCGGAGACUCUCUUGUUAUGCUUCUGUUGAACUUCUACUACGUCCAAGACAAUCGAUCAGACAGUGAUCAAGACCGACAAUACAAAGGAACAUGGACACAAGCUUUGAUCCAGAACGCUGCGUUUCCCAUCCUGAUUCCACUCUUCUUCAUAUUUCCUUCACCAAAACCAAACCUGGAAACAGUCUCCAAUCAAACCAACAAUGGCUGGUUUCGAGUUCUCUCGCUCUAUGUUUCUCUCGGUGUCCUUGUCUCUGUUUAUAGCAAGUUGUAUGCGCUUGCCAAAUUAUACGUAGGAUGGGGGAUUUUGGUUUCAACUCAAUUGAUACUCACCUCCCUCUUCUCAGCUUUCAUAAACCGUCUCAAGUUUAACAGAUGGAUCAUCAUAUCGAUAAUCCUCACUCUUGCCGCAGACUUUUUUGGCGGCCCUGCGUUUGCUGGAACCCCUGAUGAAGAUGAAUCUGAUGCUUACGAUAUCAAGGCAUGGUUGAUACUCAUAUUCCCUACUCUUGCUUUCUCCUUGUCUCUGUGCCUCAUGCAGCUCGGGUUCGACAAAGUUUUGGUGAAGACAAAGAGGUAUGGUAACAAGAAGGUGUUCCGGAUGGUCUUGGAAAUGCAAAUCUGUGUUUCCUUCAUCGCCACACUCAUUUGCACUGUCGGUCUGUUUGCGAGUGGCGAGUUUAAGGAGUUAAAAGGCGACAGCGAGAGGUUUAAGAGAGGGAAAACUUACUACAUUCUGAGUUUGGUCGGGUUGGCUCUCUCUUGGCAGGUUUGGACGGUUGGGCUGUUAGGUCUGGUGCUUUUAGUGUCCGGUUUAUUCGCUGAUGUUGUUCAUAUGUGUGCUUCACCCGUUGUGGCUCUGCUUGUUGUGUUGGCUUUUAAUUUCAAGGACGAUGACUUUGGCUGGCAGAGAAGAGGUGCUUUGCUAGGAGCAGUUUUGGCUCUAGCUUCUUACUUUUACUCCCUGUACAAAACAAAGAGGAAGGAGACCGCAGAACUGAAAAAAAGAGAGAACAACAACAGCGAAGCUUAGUCUCUGCU
Camelina sativa (false flax) is the source of this 1592-nucleotide messenger RNA. RefSeq names its product putative purine permease 16. Gene Ontology annotation, cellular component: membrane. Gene Ontology annotation, molecular function: purine nucleoside transmembrane transporter activity. The record is from RefSeq and is a predicted model, not a curated record. Lineage: Eukaryota; Viridiplantae; Streptophyta; Magnoliopsida; Brassicales; Brassicaceae.